GGUUUGGUCAAUCCCAACCGAAAGCAGGGAGAUUUUGGUAAUUUCAGUUCAAAGUCGAAGGACCUAAGGGUUCCCAGCUAGGUUUUAUUCCGACUCUCUAUAUCGUCAUCUCCAGAUUUCUGUGGAGAGCAGCCGCAGCAGCUCCUUUCUGAGGUUAUCGGUGAUGCUCACUUGAUUCUUGAACACAUGCGAUAGGAGAGAAUGACCAAAAAGAAGAACCUUUUUGUUUUCUUAGACGUAUCUAUUGAUGGAGAUCCUGCUGAAAGAAUGGUAUUUGAGCUGUUUUUUGACAUUGUUCCCAAGACCGCUGAGAAUUUUCGAGCACUAUGUACAGGUGAAAAGGGAACUGGAUCGACAACAGGAAAGCCCCUACACUACAAGGGAUCCAUUUUUCACCGCAUAAUUAAAGGCUUUAUGGCUCAGGGUGGCGAUUUCUCGAAGCGAGAUGGUACGGGCGGAGAGAGCAUAUAUGGUGGGAAGUUUGCAGAUGAAAACUUUAAGCUACACCAUGAUGGACCUGGUCUCCUAUCUAUGGCAAAUGCUGGUACUGAUACGAAUGGCUCUCAAUUCUUUAUUACCUUCAAGGCUGCACACCAUCUUGACGGGAAGCAUGUUGUCUUUGGGAAGCUUGUGCAAGGACAUGAUACUCUGAAGAAGAUGGAACGCGUGGAUACUGAUCAAGCAAGACCUGUUGUUCCAGUGAAAAUUGUUAAUUGUGGUGAACUUCCUGACAACAAAAAUCAUGGAGCAGUUGUGAUGGAGAAUGAUAAAAAGAAAGUAAACAAAUCAAAAGCAAACAAGGAUGUCUCUUCCGAUGAUGAUAGUCGUGAAGUACGACGAAGGGGAAAGCAUAAAAAACAUUUGAAAGAGAGAAGAAAGAAAAAGAGAAGAAGAUAUUAUACGUCUGAAUCAGAUAGCUCAUCAGAUACUGAAACUGAAUCAUCCGAGUCCGAUACUGACUCUGAUUCAUAUUCAUCCUCAUCAUCUGAUGUUAGUUCCUCAAGUGAUGACAGGCGUAGAAGGAGAAAGAAAUCCUCUAAGAGGGAUAAAUAUAGGCGUGGGAAAAGAAAAAGGGAUAGACGCCGUGACAAAAGACGAAGGCGGCGUGAUAAGCGAUCAAGGCGCAAGUCAAGACGGACGUCAGAGAGUGACAGUGAUACUGAGAGCAAGAGUGCCAGUGAAAGCGUCUCUGAGGAUGAUGGUGCCAAUACUCGAGGGCCAGCACAAAAGUCUAAAAGAAGCUCUUCUAAGAUGUCUGUCGAAGAUCGGUCUCCUUUGGCUCUGGAGCAAGAAGCUACUGUGGAUAGGCAAAAGAACAGUGACACAAUGGACAAGGCUGAACAAGAAGAGGGGGUGUCUCCAAGGGAAAAUGGGGAGCUGCGGAGCAAUGGGAUCCAAACUGAAGCCAAGUCUGACAGAAGUGCAGAUAGACAGCCUGAUUUAGAUGGCCAUCCGAGCAAAUCUAGAAGCCAGAGCUUGAGUCCUAAAAGGACCAUGAGCAAGAGCAUGAGCAUAAGCCCCAGGAGGAGUUUGAGCAAGAGUCUGAGUGUCAGCCCCAAAAGGAGCAUGAGCAGGAGCCGCUCUCCUAGCCGCAGUAGAAGUCCUGUGCAGGCGCCACGACGGGGUAGUAUUAGCCAAAGCCCCUCCAGAAAAAGCUCUAGCAGCAGAAGCCCAGUCAGAAGAAGCGUUAGUCGGAGCCCAGUACGGGCUCAACCAGGAAGAAGCGUUAGCAGAAGUCCAGUAAGAGCCCGGCCACGAAGAAGCAUUAGCAGAGGCUCGGUAAGGUCCCUGCCGCGAAGAAGCAACAGCCGAAGCCCGGUUAGGGCUCCGCCACGAAGAACAUAUAGCAGGAGCCCCAUAAGGGCCUCUCGAAGAAGUUUAAGCAGAAGUCCGGUGAGGACCUCAUCUAGAAGAAGCACAAGUAGGAGCCCUGUAAGGGCUCCAUCACGAAGAAGCAUCAGCAGGAGCCCUGUGAGGGGCUCAUCACGACGAAGUAUAAGCAGGAGUCCUGUCAGGGCCCCAUCACGAAGAAGCAUGAGCAGGAGCCCUGUGAGGGCCCCUAGCAGGAGUAAUCGUCGUAGCUAUUCGAAGAGUCCAGUGAGCCCCGUGCGUAAAGCACCUACACCCCGUGGGAGGAGCUUGUCCAGAAGUGCUUCACCAGAUGGCUCACCCAAGCGCAUCAGAAGGGGACGUGGUUUCAGUCAGCGGUACUCUUAUGCUCGUCGGUACCGGACCCCAUCUCCUGAUCGUUCGCCUAUAAGGUCACAUCGUUAUGGUGGAAGAAAUGAACGCGACCGAUUCUCAAGUUACGGCCGCUAUUCUGAUCGCUCUCCUCCUAGGCGUUACAGGAGCCCACCUAGAGGCAGAACUCCUCCAAGGUACAGAAGCAGGAGGAGCCGAAGCCGAAGUGUGUCCCGCAGCCCAGUUGGCUACCGUGGUCGCGCAAAAGCGUACAGCCGCAGCCCAGUACGCAGCCGUUCCCCAGACAGGAGGAGCCUGCGGGAUGCAAGCCGCAGCGAGAAGCGAAGGUCUCUGUCCCGGAGCAGGAGCCCGUCACAUUCGAGGUCUUCACCCGACACGCCGUCUCCAAAGCGUGCAAACAAGGAGGAUAAGUCUAGGUCACCUUCGAGCAGCAGUCCACCUGGAAACAAGGGCUUGGUUUCUUAUGGAGAUGGGUCUCCUGAUUCUGGCCAGAAGUAGGAAAAGGUAAGAGUCUCCCCUUUUUUCAAAAAUGAACUUGGGAUCUAAAUACCAUAUGGGAAGUAUUAUGGGCAGAGGUGUUGUCUGUAGGAGGUUGCAUCUUUUUAAAGAGAUUUUGGUUGGUGGCUUUUGGAUGGUUUAGAUUAAAAAUGGCAUGUCUAAUGAUUUUUAGAUGAUUGGUAAUAUCAGAUUCUAUUGAUAUAUAUAUAUUUUGUGGAUGCUUUUAAAA
This is a messenger RNA of Magnolia sinica, 2929 nucleotides long. Its product is annotated as peptidyl-prolyl cis-trans isomerase CYP95. Gene Ontology annotation, biological process: protein peptidyl-prolyl isomerization; protein folding. Gene Ontology annotation, molecular function: peptidyl-prolyl cis-trans isomerase activity. Bases 202 to 2700 code for a protein of 832 amino acids. Lineage: Eukaryota; Viridiplantae; Streptophyta; Magnoliopsida; Magnoliales; Magnoliaceae. The record is from RefSeq and is a predicted model, not a curated record. The transcript is spliced from 14 exons.